ACAACUAACCAGUUGUGUCCGUGCACUUAUCAUAAUUUUAGUGAGUUUAUGUAUUCGUGUAUGUAUGCCUACGUUGGUAUUUUGUUUAAAUAAAUGCGCGUUUAAUAUUGCCGUAAUCGUGAGGAACGCGCCGCGAAGUCGUAGGUAAUCAGUUUGAAAUGGCGUGACAUGGGCGCUUGUCUUGAUGGUGAUAGCCUGCCGUGGCCAGACGGACGAGGACGAAAAGAGGCCUUAUAAGUUUGCGUUUGCCAUCGAAGGCUACCAGCACCGGUCCGAGGAGAAGGAUGAACGUGGCAUAAUCAUGGGAGAGUUUGGUUUCGUGACGGGGGAUGGUGUGUAUCAUGUAACAGUCUACGCUACGGACGAGAAUGGGAACUUCAAGAUACUCAGCAUGAAGAAUUUCUACAUAGGCCUCCCUGGCGAGGGAACCACUGUCGCACCCUCAACUCGAGCCACCAACCCUACUCCAGCCCUCUCCACGACCAGAUCGCCGAUCCUGCAGCAUCUCGAUGGGUUGAGGGGCUGCAGCAGCUGCGUCAUUCCCGACAAGGAGAAACCCGGGCAACCUUCUCAGUCGUCUUCCGGUCCUUCAGAUGGAGGCUCAUUACUCGGGAGACGGCCAGGAUCAACAUCUAGGCCAACUUCAUCUAUCGGUAAACCAUCUCUGGCGGCUUCAUCAGGUUCUAUGGUAUCUCCAGGUAGAGGGCCUCAGAGCACGUUUGGAGGACUUGGUGUGACGCCUGGUGGUAUCGAAGGCCAACGUGUUUCUUCCGUGAGCCAACAAGGAAAAGGCCGGUCUCAGUAUAAUCUUACACCAGGAGUGGGCAUCGGUUCCCAAAAAUCGACUGGAGGAGACUUCGGUCGACAGCCCAUCACAGCUGUAGGUCCUAGUUCUGGAAAUAAGGGACUCGGUGAACUAUCUGUAAGGCAAAAAGUAGACACAUCUGGAAGACCUCAGGCACAAGAUAGUGGUGGCGCCAGUCCUCCGUACAAACCAGGAUUGCCUCCUGGAAUGACAAUGGAAGACUUGAUGGCUCUGUUGUACAAAUUCAAUUAUACCCUCAAAUACCACGGUCAUCACGAAUCUGGAUACAGAAAUGGGGACAAAGAGGGCGGUUAUUUCUUCAACGGUAGAGACGGUUUCGGGCGCAACGUCGAGUACUUAGCGAAUGAGUUCGGGUUCCAGCCCAACAUUACUCUUGUGGACUUAGGCUUACAAUCCCCGGACACACCCAAAGAAAGCAAUGAAGAGCCUAAUGAAAUAAAGGGAAAUGAGUUUAAAUGGUUUUAUAAAAAGUGAUAAAUAUGGCAAAAUAUGCAACACCCUUGAUAAUACAGAGGCUGUUCCUUGCCUCCAGCUAUAAACGUACGUGCAUUUAACUUUUUAAAUUAACUUUAUAAAUAGUACAGAAUGUUAAUUAUGUGAUUAUUGAGAUCAGGAGAUUAACAUACUGAUAAUAGUAUUAAAUUAGCAAUAAUAUAAUUAUACAUACGUACCUGUUAACAAAAUUAACGGAUUGCAUUAAAUUACUUACUUAAUUAACAUUUAUUAGUAGGUAAAGCUGAAGUAAGAACGUAUAUACGCAUUACUUGGUGGUAAAAACAUGUUAGUAUAUGUUUAUACUAGUAAUUACAAUGCCAUUGCUGUCUCAUUUUCAUAUUCUAUUAUCACACUGUAUAUUUAUUACCUGAUUUGUUAUAAAGCCACAUACUCCUUUCUACACGAUUUCAAAUUAAACUAAUUUUUCAUUGA
Homalodisca vitripennis (glassy-winged sharpshooter) is the source of this 1753-nucleotide messenger RNA. RefSeq names its product protein lethal(3)malignant blood neoplasm 1 (gene l(3)mbn). The transcript has 4 exons. The coding region runs from base 185 to 1300 and encodes 371 amino acids. Gene Ontology annotation, molecular function: structural constituent of chitin-based larval cuticle. NCBI's taxonomy places the organism in Eukaryota, Metazoa, Arthropoda, Insecta, Hemiptera, Cicadellidae. Gene Ontology annotation, cellular component: chitin-based extracellular matrix. The record is from RefSeq and is a predicted model, not a curated record.